Pecten maximus is the source of this 1855-nucleotide messenger RNA. Its product is annotated as FGFR1 oncogene partner 2 homolog. The transcript is spliced from 4 exons. NCBI's taxonomy places the organism in Eukaryota, Metazoa, Mollusca, Bivalvia, Pectinida, Pectinidae. The coding region runs from base 115 to 777 and encodes 220 amino acids. The record is from RefSeq and is a predicted model, not a curated record.
UUUACUUCCGGUGUCAAGUUGGGCGACGGAACGUAAGUGACACUGCAAAGAAAGUGAUUUAAGCGUCUAUUUAUUGAUUGUUGAUGGUGUAGUCGUCCAAAGAUCAGAAUUGUGAUGGCGAUGAGUGUUGAUAAGCUGUUGGCUGAUGCCCAGAUUCUUGUUGCUAGACUUCGCACUCAUGACACAACGGCAGAUAUCCUUAUUGCUCACACACAAACACUCCACAAAAGAUUGGAUGCUAUGAAAGAGUACCAAGACGACAUCACAGAGCUUAAUGAGAUUGCACGUCACCGGCCACGCUCCACAUUAGUCCUUGGGAUAGCCCAGGAGAACCGACAGAUCCGGGAACUCCAACAAGAGAACCGGGAACUCCGAUGCUCCUUAGAGGAACAUCAGAAUGCACUGGAACUCAUCAUGCAGAAAUAUAGAGAACAAAUGACAAAACUCAUACAGGCGAACAAUUUUGAGAACGUUAUAGCAGAGAAAAGAGACCAAUCUAAGGAUCUGGAGAGACUUAUUGACAAGAUCUGUGAAAUGGCCGCCGUGAUGCAGCGUGCUGUCAUGGUAGAUCAGGAUGCAUCAGCUAAGGAUCAGGAACUUUUCACCCAGCUACAGAAGGAGAAUAAUGGGCUCCGCGAACUCCUGGAAGUCUGCACCACCGCCAAACAAAAAAUACUCCAGUCCAUAACUGUGGAACAGGACGAUAAAUAUUGUCAAACGGAAGAAAUGUCCGGUGAGAAAACACCAACAGCAGAACUAGAGCAAGAACCAGUUUAAUGAAAAUACUCAUGGUUUGAAUAUUAAAGUUGAUAUGUAAGAUAAAGGCUGCCUAAUUUAAGGGAUGUCGGAAGCUGUAUGAGAGAAGGUACGCAAAAUAGGACUAAAUCCAGUUGAUUCCAAAUACUACACACAAAUUUAUUCUUGCCUCAUCUACAUGUAGUCGACUAUGUAUGGUCAUGUAUGAACUUUUAAUGGAAUGUGUAUUGGACAAUCAAAUGACAAAAAGUGUGGCGUGGAGUGGAGGAAGGAUUUCUGAUGGAAACGUAUCUCAGAUAGAUUUGUUAAUUGUGUGCUGUGUAGAUCAGAUAUCAUUUAUAAUUACCGGUACUGUAAAUCAUUUCUACAGUACAUUCCAUUUAUUGUAACUUGGUUUAUGUCAUGUAAGAUGUUUUGCAUAAUCUCAUGUUUUCCUGAAACACUGCUUUACAUCAAUUUUCAUAUAAUAUCACGUUUUCAUGAAAUACUGGUUUAUGUCAAUUUUCACACAAUCUCAUAUUUUCUUGAAUCACUGGUUUUAAUAUAUCAUUUUUCACAAAACUCACAUUUGCUUUAAAUACUUUACCCAAGGUAAUAACAAUAUUAUCAACAAUUCAGUGGUUUUUUUUAGUUUUUUUUUGUAAUUAAAUUUUUAUGUGUAACAUUUAUUGUAUCUAUAUCCUUUUCUGUAAAUAUAUCUGAACCAUCAAAUGAAAAACUAUGUGGCAAAAUGUUGUUUGUAGUAAGGUAUACAUACAUGUAUGUAUAACCAGAAUUUUACACAUUGUACAUGAUAUGUCUUAUGUUACACUUUGGCAUGACAUGUUUAACCCUCCUUAGCAAUGCCAAAAUCAAACAAGAACUACAAGUCAUUUAUAUCACUUUUGAACAAUGGACAUACCACUGAUACUUGCUGAGGUUUGUCACAACUUUGUCGCUAUAGUAUCAAUGUUAACAUAUGUUUGUAACUAAGGGGCUGCAGUGGCUGAGUGGUUAGGGUGUCCCGACACUUUAACACUAGCCCUCCACCUCUGGGUUGCGAGUUCGAAACCUACAUGGGGCAGUUGCCAGGUACUGACCGUAGGCCGGUGGUUUUUCU